This is a messenger RNA of Sinocyclocheilus rhinocerous, 2325 nucleotides long. Its product is annotated as leucine-rich repeat transmembrane neuronal protein 2-like. Gene Ontology annotation, molecular function: protein binding. NCBI's taxonomy places the organism in Eukaryota, Metazoa, Chordata, Actinopteri, Cypriniformes, Cyprinidae. The transcript is spliced from 2 exons. The coding region runs from base 475 to 2274 and encodes 599 amino acids. The record is from RefSeq and is a predicted model, not a curated record.
UGAUGAUCGACGCCAGCCUGCCACCACUCUGUAGCAGUGAGUGGCUGCAACAAAAGCACAGAAUAACAUCUCAGCUCCUCUCCUCUGCUUUUCCCCUCACUGCAUCUCCUCUUCCUCGGUACCGAGAACUCCACACAACACAGCAGAGCCACACGGAACUGGCGUCGCAAGUGCAGCCUCAGCCUGCCAUCAACAAGUUAGGGAUGAAGGACCUCGAGCAAUGAAAGAGGAAUGAGUGAUCUUCAAUUAACCAAUUGAGCUGACAUCAUUGCGGUGGAAAAGGAAAGAGCAGCUAAGGGACGGAGGGAUCUGCUCAGCGGUGCUGCUUUGGAUGCAAAUCAUCAACUUCGAAUUUAAGGAUUCUUGGAAGGCAAAUAAUGCUGGUCUUUUCUUAAUCUGGGAAUUGAAUAGCAGGACUGACAAAAGGACAGACCGAGGGAAAAAAGAGAAAAAAACAGCAUCCCAGGACAUGGAAUGCCUGAAUUUGGUUCAACUGGGGGGGCUCAGCACUUCUUUAUUUCUGAAGAGCUUGAUUCCUUUUGUAUUUACCCAAAAGGUUUUUUUCCCUUUGGAUUUCUCUUCCAUCUGGCUGCUCCAAAAGUCUGCGGAAAAAGACAGUUGAAUGCAGCCUCCGAUGUACACAAAAGAAUGGGUUUCCAUUCAAGGUGGCCAUUGGUGGGACAAGCACCAGCGGCACUUUGUGUGAUCAGCAUGCUACUGUGCCUCCCUGUGUCAUGCACAACCUGCCCCCAGAAAUGCCGAUGUGAAGACCUGCAGUUUUACUGCGACACGCAGGGGCUCCUGGCGCCCCCAGACGGUGUGGAUAAAGGGGCCCUUGGACUUUCGCUCAGACACAACAGCAUCAGCGAGCUCAGCUCAGACCAGUUCUUUGGCUUCACCCAGCUCACUUGGCUUCACCUGGACCACAACCAAAUAACCACCGUGCAUGAGGAUGCCUUCCAGGGGCUGUACAAGCUCAAGGACCUUAACCUGAGCUCAAACCGCAUCACCAAGCUGCCAAACACAACCUUCAUCCACCUCAUCAACCUGCAGAUCUUGGAUCUCUCCUUCAACCAGAUGACAGCUCUGGAGCCUGAGCUCUUUCAUGGGCUCCGGAAACUCCAGAUCCUACACCUGCGGUCAAACUCGCUGCGCACGACGCCCGUGCGGGCCUUCUGGGACUGCCGGAGCCUGGAAUACCUUGGCCUGAGCAACAACCGGCUCCGUAGCCUGGCCCGGAAUGGCUUCGCCGGGUUAAUUAAGCUGCGGGAGCUCCAUUUGGAACACAAUCACUUGACCAAGAUUAACUUGGCGCACUUCCCUCGUCUGGUCGCCCUCCAGUUCCUUUAUCUUCAGUGGAACAAGAUCAACAAUUUAACAUGCACCAUGGAAUGGAAAUGGACAACUCUGGAGAAACUGGAUCUCACUGGGAACGAGAUACGUGUACUCACCCCCGACGUGUUUGAGACUUUGCCCAACCUCAAGAUCCUGCUGCUGGAUAACAACAAACUGACUAGCCUCGACACCCAAACCAUGGAUAUGUGGAAGUCCCUAAACGCGAUUGGGUUGUCGAGCAACCUAUGGGAAUGUACCAAACGGAUCUGCAAUUUGGCCACUUGGCUGAGCACCUUUAAGGGUCGAUGGGAGCAUUCUAUCCUCUGCCACAGUCCUGAGUACGCACAGGGCGAGGAAAUACUGGAUGCCGUUUACGGAUUCCAACUUUGCCAAAAUUUCUCGGCCCCGGUCGUACUGACCAGUACCAGCACAGAGGCCAUGCUCCCCGAGAUCACAAGCUCCCCGUUCGGAAAUAUGCAGACCCCUACGCAAGACUUCUAUGCAGAGGAUUUUGGGAGCUUUACGAUUGUCACCACUACUACCACCACCACCCAACCCCCAGGCACUGCCCUCGCAACAACCAUGACGGUGGAGGGGGCAGACGUUACAGAGGACUACUCUGCGAUGGACAACACAGUGCUGACCCAGAGGGUCAUCAUUGGCACCAUGGCUCUGUUGUUUUCCUUCUUUCUCAUCAUUUUUGUAGUGUACAUAUCACGUAAAUGCUGCCCUCCCACUCUGAGGCGGAUCCGCCAUUGCUCGGCCAUUCAGAACCGGCGACAGAUGAGGACCCAGCAGAGGCAGCCAAUGGCGGACCUGGCCACACAGGUGCCCUAUAACGAGUACGAGCCCAGUCACGAGGAGGGUGCACUCGUGAUCAUCAAUGGCUACGGGCAGUGCAAAUGUCAGCAACUGCCUUACAAAGAGUGUGAAGUAUAAACUAUUUAUUCCUGCAGUUUCUGGUUUUAACCAUUUGUCCAUUUCAAAAGA